Molecule: messenger RNA, 1785 nt
Organism: Penicillium soppii
Lineage: Eukaryota; Fungi; Ascomycota; Eurotiomycetes; Eurotiales; Aspergillaceae
Gene: btgE
Product: putative cell wall glucanase (Scw11)
Exons: 1
Coding region: 1-1785 (594 amino acids)
Biological process (GO): cell wall organization
Cellular component (GO): cell surface; fungal-type cell wall; extracellular region
Molecular function (GO): glucan endo-1,3-beta-D-glucosidase activity; 1,3-beta-glucanosyltransferase activity
Source: RefSeq, a predicted model, not a curated record
AUGAAGGGAGCUAUUUUCGCCGCCGCCGCCAUGGUUGGCUCUGCCAUGGCUGACGGUGUUCACCGUCGCCAUGAUGCCUUCCACCGUCGCGAUGCUUCUUCUUCCGUCUGGGCCUCGUCCUCGAGCGUGGUUCCUAGCGCCUCUGCUCCUCUGAACCCCGACGAGACUUGCGGCUGCACCACCAAGGUUAUCACCUACUACGGCGAGCCUACCCUGGUCCCCGUCGCUCCUGUGCCCGCCAGCUCUCCUGUGCCCGCCAGCUCUUCUUCUACUCCCUCCCCCAUCCCGGAGUCGACUAGCACCCUCACCAGCACCGUGCACUCCACCAGCACCAGCACUUUGACUGUGACCGUGUCUCCCUCUUCCUCUGCUGCCCCGGCUCCCUCCAGCGCCGCUCCUGUUAGCACCAGCACCGUGGAACUGCCCACCCCCGGUGUCAGCACCUUCUCCACCACCGGUGUCUACACCAUCCCGGCUACCACCAUCACCGUUACCGACAGCACCACUGUCUGCGGUGCUACCUCCACCGAGGUCCCUAGCGGCACCCACACCUACGGCGGUGUUACUACCGUUGUCACCACCAACACCGUUAUCACUUGCCCGUACGCCACUGUCAAGCCCACCGGUACCACCGUGACCAGCGUCAUUGAGUACACCACCUACACUUGCCCCGCUGCCGGUACCUACACCGUUGUUCCCCCCACCACCACCACUGUGCCCACCAGCACCGUCCUGGUCUACCCCACCCCCCAGACCAUCACUCCCGGCACCUACACCCAGACUGGUACCACUCUCACCGUGACCAAGACUGACUACACCUACGUCUGCCCUGCCGCCACCGAGAGCACCCUGGCCUCUACCUCCGCUGCUCCCGCCGUGCCCACUACCACCGCUGUGCCCGCUACUACCGCCGCUGCCUCCACCACCACCGCUGCCCCCGUUGCUUCCACCAGCAGCGCCGUUGCUACCACCACUCCCACCUCUAGCUCCGGCAUCACCGGUGAGGGCCAGUACGGUAUGACCUACUCUCCCUACACUGAGAGUGGCAACUGCAAGACCAAGCAGGAGGUCCUCAAGGACAUCACCGUCAUCAAGAGCAAGGGCUUCAACCUCAUCCGUGUCUACUCCACUGACUGCAGCGGUCUCGAGUUCAUCGGCGAUGCCUGCAAGUCUCUCGGCCUCAACGUGAUCCUCGGUGUCUACAUCGAAGGCUCCGGCGUCUCCGGCGCCCAGGAGCAGGUCACCGCGAUUGCCAAGUGGGCUCAGUGGGGCAUGGUCGAGCUGAUUGUCGUCGGUAACGAGGCCAUCCAGUCCGGCUACGUCGAUGCCGCAACCCUCGCCAGCUUCAUCAAGUCCGCCAAGAGCAGCUUCGCCGCUGCCGGCUACACCGGCCAGGUGACCACCACCGAGCCCAUCAACGUCUGGCAACAGUACGGCUCUGCCUCCCUGUGCAGCGCUGUUGACAUCGUCGGUGCCAACAUCCACCCCUUCUUCAACGCCGAAGUCACCGCCGAGAAGGCCGGUGAGUUCGCCAAGUCCGAGUUCGAGCUCCUCGAGAAGAUCUGUGGCGGCAAGGACGUUAUCAACCUUGAGACUGGCUGGCCCAACGCCGGUGAGUCCAACGGUGCCGCCGUUCCCGGUAAGACUGAGCAGGUCGCUGCCGUCAAGUCUAUUGCCAAGGCUGUUGGAUCCAAGUCCAUCUUCUUCUCUUACUCCAACGACCUCUGGAAGUCCCCCGGUGCAUUCGAUGUUGAGCAGCACUGGGGCUGCGCCGACGUCUUCUAA